ACCUCCUAAAAGGCAAUUGUGGUUUUAAAUAGCAUUUGCUUUUUCUUGAAUUAGAAGAAUCCAUGGGAUGCCAAACAUUGGCCCAGUUCCUGCCCAAGUCACCCAAAUCGCCCAGGUCACCACAGCAGGGUGUGUUGGACCAGGGAAGAAGCGGCCAGCAAGGGGAGCAGGCUGAAGUUAACUCGGACGUGACACCCAGCCGGAAAAGAACAGAGUCGAAUUCAGCCAGGAAGCCUGGGAGUCCAGGCAAGUUAAUAAAGCAAACAACUGAGGGCAAACCAAAGCCCAGACCUGGAGACCUGAUUGAGAUUUUUCGAAUUGGCUAUGAGCACUGGGCCAUCUAUGUAGAAGAUGAUUACGUGGUCCACCUGGCUUCCCCAAGUGAGGAAUUUGAGGCCGGCAGCAUCACUUCUGUCUUUAGCAACCGAGCUGUUGUAAAAUAUAGUCGCCUGGAGGAUGUGUUACAUGGCUGCUCCUGGAAGAUCAACAACAAACUAGAUGGGACGUACUUGCCCCUGCCUGUGGACAAGAUCAUCCAGCGUACAAAGAUGAUGAUCAACAAGAUUGUACAGUAUAGCCUGAUUGAAGGCAACUGUGAACACUUUGUCAACGACCUCAGAUAUGGUGUGCCCAGGAGUCAGCAGGUAGAGCAUGCCUUGAGGGAGGGCGUGAAGGCUGCAGGAGCGGUUAUUUCAGCGGUGGUGGACAGCAUCAGGCCCAAACCAGUGACUGCCUGAAAGUGCUGAAAACUCCAAGUAGAGGAAGGGCUAUACUGACACGAGCAAACAGAACACACCCCCUUUCCUCCCUUUGCCUUCCUUUCUCAAUGAGCCCUCAUA
Loxodonta africana (African savanna elephant) is the source of this 839-nucleotide messenger RNA. It is a transcript of the gene PLAAT5, whose product is annotated as phospholipase A and acyltransferase 5. The coding region runs from base 63 to 737 and encodes 224 amino acids. The transcript has 5 exons. Gene Ontology annotation, cellular component: cytoplasm. Gene Ontology annotation, molecular function: glycerophospholipid phospholipase A1 activity; A2-type glycerophospholipase activity. NCBI's taxonomy places the organism in Eukaryota, Metazoa, Chordata, Mammalia, Proboscidea, Elephantidae. The record is from RefSeq and is a predicted model, not a curated record. Gene Ontology annotation, biological process: N-acylphosphatidylethanolamine metabolic process.